ACAUGAUGAACAGGUCAUAUUCGUUUUCGGAUUCCAGAGAGUAAACAUGUCUGUGUUGACAUUUGACCACCCGUCUAACUUAAAACUUGUGUUAGCUAUUGUGCUGUGUCUUUGCUUGUCUUGCGAUGCACGUUUUAAAGGAUUUCGCAGAUUUGGGGGUCCACCGGAGGAGAGGCAACAAGCAGGGGCGGCUGCUGAGGUACAGGAGUACUGGUUCACCCAGAAACUGGAUCACUUCAACGGCGCUGACACUCGCGUCUGGAAGCAGAGGUACUACAUGAAUGAGAGUUUCUACCGUCCCGGGGGCCCGGUGCUGUUGAUGAUUGGAGGGGAGGGUCCGGCUAAUCCGGCCUGGAUGCAGUACGGCACCUGGCUCACCUACGCCCAGAAGCUGGGGGCCCUCUGCCUACUGCUGGAGCACCGCUUCUAUGGAAAAAGCCAUCCCACAGAGGACCUGAGUCUGGCUAACCUGCGCUACCUCAGCAGUCGUCAGGCGUUGGCUGAUCUUGCUCACUUCCGCUCGGAGAUGACUGAGAAGCGUGGCCUAGCUGGAAAGUGGGCGGUGCUUGGAGGCUCCUACCCCGGCUCGUUGGCCGCCUGGUUCCGACUGAAGUACCCCCACUUGGCAACCGCUGCAGUGGCAACCAGUGCCCCCAUACAUGCCACUGUUAACUUCCCAGAGUACUUGGAGGUGGUGUGGCGGUCGUUGGCGUCCUAUAGUCCACAGUGCCCUCUGCUGGUAAAGAAGGCGUCCGACACCCUCAACCAUAUGCUCAAGAACCCCAAGACAUACAGCAACAUCACUAAGGACUUUCAGUUGUGUUCUCCGCUGCAGAUUUCUUCCCUGAUGGACUCCGCCCACUUCCUGGAGUCUCUGGCGGGAAAUUUCAUGGACGUCGUGCAAUACAACCAGGACAACCGCGCUUUCGAGGGGGUGGUGGGCACCAACAUCACUAUUAAGGUGUUGUGUGACGUGAUGGCGGAUGCGUCGCUGGGCGGUGUGUAUGAUCGCUACGCGGCGGUGGCCAGGCUGGCGUUGAGGACCUUCUCACAGCGCUGCCUCGACCCACAAUACUCCUCAUUCCUACACGACAUCUCAGACACCAGCUGGAAUGGCACCGGACCCACAACAGGGAGGCAGUGGGUGUAUCAGACGUGUACAGAGUUUGGGUUCUACCAGAGUACCGACUCCCCGAACCAACCCUUCACUGGAUUCCCCCUGCCGUACCACCUGCAGCAGUGUAUGGACAUCUUCAACGUGAGUGCGGAGGCGGUGGGUGUGUGUGCGCAGGGCACCAAUGAGUACUACGGCGGCUACGGCAUCAAGGCCUCGCGCAUCGUCUUCCCCAACGGCUCAAUCGACCCCUGGCACGCCCUGGGGGUCACCCAGGACAUCUCAGAAGACAUGCCGGCCGUCUUUAUCGAAGGUACGGCCCACUGUGCCAACAUGUACCCAGCGCGUGCAGAGGAUCUUCCCCAGCUGGCUCUGGCGCGGGACCACGUCUUCCUGCUGCUCCGGCAGUGGCUCAAAGAGUGACGGACAUCUCCACUGGCCAAUGGCAGAGG
Engraulis encrasicolus (European anchovy) is the source of this 1566-nucleotide messenger RNA. It is a transcript of the gene prss59, whose product is annotated as serine protease 59, putative. Bases 47 to 1537 code for a protein of 496 amino acids. The record is from RefSeq and is a predicted model, not a curated record. Gene Ontology annotation, biological process: proteolysis. Gene Ontology annotation, molecular function: dipeptidyl-peptidase activity; serine-type exopeptidase activity. Lineage: Eukaryota; Metazoa; Chordata; Actinopteri; Clupeiformes; Engraulidae. The transcript is spliced from 9 exons.